UAGCAGGGUAAAAGGAGGUUUUUUCGUAGCUUAGUUUCUUUUGUUGUUUUGGCGGAUUGGCGCCUUAAAUACAUAUUUUAGUUGAUUAACGAUUAAUAUCCUUUAUAUUUUACAUCAUGUCUGAGGCAGAUUUAAACGUUCAAGUCAAUAUUGUGGAUGGGGGUGAUGGAGAUGGCGAUGGUGAUCAUGAUCCUCAUUAUGAUCCAAUUAUUUCGCUUCCAGAAGUAGCAGUUUCCACUAAUGAAGAAGACGAAAUAGAAUUAAUUAAGCUUCGAGCUAAACUUUAUCGGUAUGAUACAAGUGAAAACCCACCGGAAUGGAAAGAAAGAGGGACAGGAGAUGUAAAACUUUUACGACAUCAGACCAAGAACACUGUUCGUGUUGUCAUGCGUCGAGACAAAACUCUAAAAAUAUGUGCAAACCAUUUCGUGACACCUAACAUGGAGCUGAAGCCCAACUGUGGUUCCGAUCGUGCCUGGGUCUGGUCAGCACUGGCUGACUACACCAAUGAGACAGCCCAGACUGAACUGCUCGCCAUUCGAUUUGCAAAUGCUGACAAUGCAAAAAAAUGGAAGGAGAUGUUCGAAGAAGCUAAAACAAUAGUUGCUACCAAGUGUGAUUUGUACACAAAGGUGCCAGAUGAUUUAAAAGAAGAAGAAACAGAAUCCUCAGGAAGUGAUGAAGAAAAUGAUGUUGAAGAAUCCUUACAAAACCUAAAUUUAAAUGAAACCCAACCAGAGAAGAAAGAUUCUGAAAAAGAAAAAUCGCCAACAAAAGAAGAACCUGUAGACAAAUAAUAAGCAAAAUAUGUGUGAUGAUGAUUAUUAUAUAUUUUUAUUAAUUCAUUUGUGUGAAUUUUGUUGCCUUUCUUAAGACUAUUUUUAUGACAAAAGGCAGACAUUCCUGUAUUUAAGACCAAAGCUCUUUUUUAUAAAUCAUUAAUGAAUGGUGUAUGUUCUAGACCAUAUUUUUUUACUUUGUUAUGACUUUGAUAAUUAUUCUGUAUCAAAAUGCAUUUUAAAAUCAUAAAUUAUCACUUGUGUGUAAAAUGUUUCACUGUAGUUUCGAUAUUGCUUGUGUUUAGUUUUAAAUUUCAGAGUAUUUUUCACUGUUACUUGUAAAACUAAAAUAAUACCAUGUAUCAAUAAUAUUAUUUUUGCAACAUAAUUGUAAAAUUUAUAGUACGGAAUAAAAUGGAUAAUGCUAUUUAUUAAAAA
This is a messenger RNA of Homalodisca vitripennis (glassy-winged sharpshooter), 1217 nucleotides long. RefSeq names its product ran-specific GTPase-activating protein-like. The coding region runs from base 117 to 797 and encodes 226 amino acids. Gene Ontology annotation, cellular component: cytoplasm; nuclear pore. Lineage: Eukaryota; Metazoa; Arthropoda; Insecta; Hemiptera; Cicadellidae. Gene Ontology annotation, biological process: nucleocytoplasmic transport. The record is from RefSeq and is a predicted model, not a curated record. Gene Ontology annotation, molecular function: GTPase activator activity. The transcript has 6 exons.